Mugil cephalus (flathead mullet) is the source of this 3660-nucleotide messenger RNA. Its product is annotated as nuclear factor 7, ovary-like. Gene Ontology annotation, molecular function: protein binding; zinc ion binding. The transcript is spliced from 3 exons. Bases 109 to 1527 code for a protein of 472 amino acids. The record is from RefSeq and is a predicted model, not a curated record. Lineage: Eukaryota; Metazoa; Chordata; Actinopteri; Mugiliformes; Mugilidae.
GACGGGAUCAGUGUUCAAGAACAAGACAACUGAAGAGGAUUUCAAGUGGAAGACCUUAAAGUUUGGUGAGUCUCUAAAUUUAAAACAAUCUGGAAUCAAACUAAGGAAAUGGCUGAGAAGCUUUUUCAAAAUUUCCUGAGCUGCCAUGUGUGUUCAGAGACGUUCAGAGACCCUGUGUCUCUGAGCUGCAACCACAACUUCUGUUCAAGCUGCCUGCAGAAAUUCUGGGAACAAGCUGGAAACAAAAACUGUCCUAUUUGUAAAAGAAAAUCCUCAAAAGAAAGUCUCAAUGUGAAUUUUAGCCUGAAGGAACUGGCUGACUCCUUUGCCAAGAGACAGAGUCAGAGUUCAGCUAUAACUGAUAAAGAAAAGGAGAUAAAGAAGGAGGUGUGUGUUAAACACUCAGAAGUGAAUUACUUCUGUAAUGAUGAGCAGAAAGCUGUGUGUCCAGUCUGUGAGUUUUCUCUCCACCAGACUCACAAAGUGGUUCCUCUUAAACAAGCAGUCAGUGACUUGAAGGAGCAGCUGGAAUCUGACCUAACAUCUCUGGAGGAAAAGAGGGACAAAUAUGAACAAGUGGCGAUCACUUACAAUAAGAUAAUUCAACACUCCAGGAACCAGCUGCUGUUCACAGAAAACAAGAUCAGAGCAGAGUUCAACAAACUCCACCAGUUCCUGAAAGAUGAAGAGGAGUCCAGACUGGCAGCUCUGAAGAAGGAAGGGGAGCAGAAAGAGGAGAUUAUCAGCAGAGAGAUGAAAAGAACUAAGGAGCAGAUCAACUCUCUGUCAGACAGUAUCUCUGCUGUUGAACAAGAGCUGGAGAAAGACAAUAUGCCGUUCCUCAGCAGUUAUAAACCCACUCAGACCACAGCCAGAGCUCAGUGCUCACACUCAGAUCCAAAGCUGGUCUCAGGAGUCCUGAUAGAUGUGGCCAAACACCUGGGCAACCUGGCCUUCAGAGUCUGGAAGAAGAUGGAGGAGAAGGUCCACUUCAGUCCUGUCAUUCUGGACCCAAACACUGCACACCCCAUUCUCUAUCUGUCUGAUGAUCUGACCAGUGUGAGACGUGGAGACACAGGACAGGAUCUCCCUGACAAUCCAGAGAGAUUCACUAAGUUUCCUGAUGUUCUGGGCUCUGAGGGCUUCAGCUCAGGGAAACACAGCUGGGAGGUGGAGGUGGGAGAUCAUCCGGACUGGAUUAUAGGUUUAGUCAAAGAGACAGUUGACAAGAAUGAACCUGUAGCCUCACCAGAAAAUGGAUUCUGGUGUUUGAAGUAUGAUGAUGGAGAAUACACUAAUGGUGAUGGUCAGACUGUGACAGUGAAGAAGAGUCUCCAGAGGAUCAGGGUCCAGCUGGACUAUGAGAGUGGACAGGUGUCCUUCUACAACUCUGAAGACCAGACUGAGAUCUACACCUACAGAGACAUCUUCACUGGGAAACUCUUCCCAUAUAUUAGUAUUGGAAAAGCUGUUGAUGCCAAAACCACUGACAUUAAAAUCUGUCAAAGGAAGAUCAAUGUCAAUUAAUUCAGGUUUAUUACACAUUUAACUGUGUGUUUUUCAUGUACACUACGGACCAAAAGUUUGGAAGCGAGGCCAACAGAGGUCAAACAUUUGGAAGCACCUUCAAGUUUUUGUUCACAAUGCCUUUUUUAAAAAAAAAAAAAAAAAAAAACAGUAUGAGUUCUUUGUAUUUUGGGAUGCAUUUAUUGCAUCAGACAUUGCUUUCAGUGAUAUGCACCAUUUGGCCAUUGCUGAAUAAAUGACAACAAAAGAAAAGACGGGCUUAGUUUUAGAAUCGAGAAGAUUUGCAAUGGAAGAAAGAUGCUUUGGCCCCCUCGGUCUCCAGACAUCACUGCAAUUGAGCUUGUGUGAGAUGAAUUGGAUCGAUCAGUCAGAAAAGCGCCUCCCAUGAAUCAGCAGUCUCUUCUUGAUGAGCUUAAGAAAGCUUGGAAUGUAAUUCCUAGCACAUACCUUAAAAAACUUGUGUAUCGAAUGCCUUGUACAUGCCACGCUGUUGUAAAAGCCAGAGGAGGUUACUUUGAAGAAAGCAAAGUCUAAGCAAGAAAAACUCAAAUGCAUGAUAAAUUAUGUUAAAAAUGUCUUCUGAUAAGUUACUCUUUAUAUAAUGAUCAUGUUUAUUUUGUUGCAAAGUUAUACCAAUGAAACUACCAUCUUUUUUUGUCCUUUUUGUACGAAUUUGAUCUUGCUUCCAAACGUUUGGUCUGUAGUGUACAACAUUGACAGCAUGUAAAAGUUGUUCAAUAGGUGGAGCUGAUGAGUCCAUUGUCACUUUUGAAAGGGUUUUAAAAACUACAUAAUUAAUUCAAUUUUUUUGUUGUUAGUUUGUCGAUAAGAUCAGAAGAAACAACUGUCUGCUUUUAACAGACAUCUUGUUUUAGUUGUUUAGUUUUUGUAGAUUCACAGUAAAGACCAAAACAAGACAUUAAAGCAUGAACACAUAUUCUAAGAAUGGUCAACGACAAGGUUAGUCUGAAUUCAGAACCAGGCCUGAGACCCCCAGAGGGAAGAAACCUUGAGAGGAACCUUAAGCUCAUAGGGAGGAACCCAUCUACCUCUAAUCAGUUCACAUAUGAGAAAAUGUUGAUCUUUGUGAAUGUCUGUGAAUUGUGGAUGUCUGUUUUAGUGUCUGUUUAUCUUCAUUCAACAUCUGUUCACACAUGUUUGUUCCUGUGUCUUCAUUUAAACUUUUCCUGUGAAACAACACUUCAGGAUUUAUUCUAGUUAACAGAACAGUGUCAGUGGUUUCGUGCAUAUCUUUGAUGAUCUCUGUCAAUAAAAAGAAAUCAAAGUCACACUGGACUUUUAUCCUUCUGUAAACACACAGAGAGACAGUGAACUUUCUAUUUAAAGUUUUUUUUUAUUGUUAACACCUUAACACAUGUUCGCGUACGAGAACAGAGCAAUGAUCUGAAGAAGAAUCCGAGAACUAGAGGAUUAAUAUUAUUAUACAGAAGUAAAACCCAAACUGACAAAAACAGACAAACUAGAAAGAGUCAGCUGCAGAGAAAUGACCCAAGAAGCCUGGAAACAGAGGGGAAGGGAGGAAAGAGUGAAAGAGAGCCGACACAUAGAAGCUUGCUCAGUGUUUUCAGUAUAGUUCAGCGGCUGGAGAAAGAAGAUGGCAGAAGGUCAGAGCGAACACAGUGGCUACAGAUUCUCUCAGUGACGCUUCGUCUGACUAAGCAGCUGGCAGGAAGGCAGUAGAGCUCGCACUGACCCUGAGAGACCAGAGGAGGACACUUUAUGCAGUUUAGAAGCAGAGCUGCACCACCAGGUACGUUCAAUGAGGAUUUCAGCUUCAAUGGUUUAUCAGCGGCUUCAUUUUGCAGCCCUGGACCUCAACUACAACCUGCUGCCCUUCUUCACCUACUGCUGCAGGAAGCUGGCUAACAUCUACUUCAGUCAGGAACUGGCCCGCAUCACUAAAGGGAAAGGAGUGACCACCUAUGCAGUGCACCCUGUACAUUCACUCUCUGCAGUUAAACCGAAAAUACGACAGCUAAGCUUUUAUAAGGUUUUGUGCAAAGUAACUGGACGAGCCACUACUCGUUGCUGUGCCGGAUGCUGAUGCAGGUGGUCAUGUGGUUGUUUUACGUAUCGAGUGAGGUCGGAGCUCAGACUGUCGUCUACUGUGCU